This is a messenger RNA of Asparagus officinalis (garden asparagus), 1758 nucleotides long. Its product is annotated as WD repeat-containing protein WRAP73. Gene Ontology annotation, biological process: protein localization to mitotic spindle pole body; microtubule anchoring at mitotic spindle pole body; mitotic sister chromatid segregation. Gene Ontology annotation, molecular function: protein binding. NCBI's taxonomy places the organism in Eukaryota, Viridiplantae, Streptophyta, Magnoliopsida, Asparagales, Asparagaceae. The record is from RefSeq and is a predicted model, not a curated record. Gene Ontology annotation, cellular component: mitotic spindle; microtubule organizing center; MWP complex.
UUAUCGAUUCAACGUACUUCCACUGAGCGGAGUGACCCUCGACGAUUCCCCACUCGCCGAUUCAAAACGACCCCAUGGCCAUCGGCGCCUCGAUCUCUGCCCUAGCUCCCCCAUUUCCAUAGCUAGGGUUUUCUUUCCCUCCCCACGAUCCGCUCCAAGAUCUCUCCUCCUCCAAAUUGGAGGCAAAUUCUGGUGGCCGAUGGAGUUCACUGACGCGUACAAGCAAACUGGGCCCUGCUGCUUCUCGCCGGACUCCAGGUUCCUGGCCGUCGCCGUCGACUACCGCCUCGUGAUCCGCGACGUCGUCUCGCUCAAGGUCCUUCAGUUAUUUACAUGUGUUGACAAAAUUAGCUACAUUGAAUGGGCCCUUGAUUCAGAGUACAUUCUCUGUGGUCUCUACAAGAGACCAAUGGUACAAGCUUGGUCUCUAACUCAGCCAGAAUGGACAUGUAAAAUAGAUGAAGGUCCUGCAGGGGUUGCUUAUGCAAGGUGGAGUCCUGACAGCCGUCACAUACUCACGACAUCGGAGUUUCAGCUGCGAUUGACUGUAUGGUCCCUGGUGAAUACGGCUUGUGUGCAUGUGCAAUGGCCGAAACAUGCCUCAAAGGGUGUCUCCUUUACCCAAGACGGAAAGUUUGCUGCUGUUUGCACAAGACGAGAUUGCAAGGAUUAUAUUAACCUAUUGUCUUGUGAUUCGUGGAAAAUCAUGGGUGCUUUUGCUGUUGAUACUACUGAUUUAGCAGGUGUUGAGUGGUCUCCAGAUGAUAGUGCCCUAGUGAUUUGGGAUUCACUUCUGGAGUACAAGGUGCUGAUCUAUUCUCCAGAUGGAAGAUGUUUGUUCAAGUAUCAAGCUUAUGAAAGUGGGUUAGGUGUGAAAACUAUUGCUUGGUCUCCAUGCGGUCAAUUUCUAGCAGUGGGUAGCUAUGAUCAGAUGCUGAGGGCUUUGAACCACCUGACCUGGAAAAUGUUUGCUGAAUUUAUGCAUGUAUCCACAAUUCGCAGCCCCUGCAGUGCUGCUAUAUUCAAGGAAGUGGAUGAGCCUUUGCAGCUUGACAUGUCUGGGUUAUGUUUGAGCGAUGAAUUUCCCCAUAAUAUACAAGGCAACUGUCCUGAAAAUCCUGCUGAUGGAAUCUCUGGAGUCAAGUACAAAGUAAUGGAUGUUCCUGUUAGCUUGCCAUUUCAAAAGCCAACCGUAGAUAAGCCCAACCCUAAACAAGGAAUCGGUCUCUUGUCAUGGAGUCACGACAGCCAGUAUCUCUUCACUCGCAACGAUAACAUCCCAUCUGUACUUUGGAUAUGGGACAUUCGACGCCUUGAGCUUGCUGCAGUUUUGAUGCAGAGAGAGCCGAUACGCGCAGCAGCGUGGGACCCAACGUGCCCACGUGUAUUUUUGUGCACGGGCAGUCCGAUCUUGUACAUGUGGAGCCCAUCUGGAGCUUGUUGCGUCAAUAUUCCAUUGCCAAAGUUUUUCAUAUCUGAUCUAAAGUGGAAUUUGGAUGGCAGUUGUCUUCUAUUGAAGGAUAAGGAGUCUUUUUGCUGUGCUGCGGUGGAGUCUUUAUUACCAGAUGCAGAUGAUAGUUCAGAUGGUUAAGAAGUUUUAGGCUUAUGUUGUAGAUGCAUAUUGCUGGUUUUUUUCCCCAAAAGGAAACUGUAUGUUUAUUCUAAAGUCAUCUGAUUUGCUGUUUCAAGUCAAGCAUUCAUCACCGUACUUGUCAUAUCAUUAUCAAGAAAUUAUAGUUAAAAGAAGGUUGCAAUGCU